Brassica rapa (field mustard) is the source of this 974-nucleotide messenger RNA. RefSeq names its product auxin-responsive protein IAA17. The record is from RefSeq and is a predicted model, not a curated record. Gene Ontology annotation, biological process: regulation of DNA-templated transcription. Lineage: Eukaryota; Viridiplantae; Streptophyta; Magnoliopsida; Brassicales; Brassicaceae. Gene Ontology annotation, cellular component: nucleus.
AUGAUGGGCAGUGUUGGGCUGAAUCUGAGGGAGACUGAGCUGUGUCUUGGUCUUCCCGGCGGUGAUACGGCGUCCCCGGUGACUGGAACCAAGAGAGGAUUCUCAGAGACGGUUGAUCUGAAGCUGAAUCUGAACAAUGAACCUGAAAGCAAGGAAGGAUCUAAGAGCCACGACGUCGUGAGUGCUAUUUCCAAGGAAAAGAGUUCAUGUCCCAAAGAUCCAACCAAGCCUCCUGCCAAGGCACAAGUUGUGGGAUGGCCACCGGUGAGAUCAUACCGGAAGAACGUGAUGGGUUCAUGCCAAAAAUCAAGCAGUAGCGCGGACACGGCGGCGUUUGUGAAGGUGUCGAUGGACGGAGCACCGUACUUGAGGAAAAUCGACUUGAAGAUGUAUAAGAGCUACGACGAACUCUCUGACGCUUUGUCCAACAUGUUCAGCUCUUUUACCAUGGGAAAAAAUGGAGGAGAAGAAGGAAUGAUAGACUUCAUGAAUGAGAGGAAAGUAAUGGAUACAGUGAGUAGUUGGGACUAUGUUCCCUCUUAUGAAGACAAAGACGGUGAUUGGAUGCUCGUCGGCGACGUCCCUUGGCCAAUGUUCGUUGAUACAUGCAAGCGUUUACGUCUCAUGAAGGGAUCUGACGCCAUUGGUCUCGCUCCUAGAGCAAUGGAGAAGUGCAAGAGUAGAGCUUGAAGUUGAAAGAUUAAGAGGUAAUGGUUUUUCGAUAAAAAAAAGAGAGGUAAUGAUCAUGUAUUUGAUUAAACACAUUGAUGAGUGUUAAUUGUGGGUUUUACUAUGAAAAUCUUUGUUUCAAAUCUACAUUUUUAUUUUAAUUGUCUAUUUUGAUAUGAAUUAUAUGUUGGGUGUGUAGAUACGAUUUAUAUGCUAUACUUAUAAGUAAUGAACUUAAGUUAAAUAUGUGAGACGUUUGUAAUAGAACAUAUGUAAUAAUUUUGAACAUCUUUUGUGUUUGUCUU